This is a messenger RNA of Rana temporaria (common frog), 2382 nucleotides long. RefSeq names its product acyl-CoA oxidase 2 (gene ACOX2). Gene Ontology annotation, molecular function: FAD binding; fatty acid binding. The coding region runs from base 134 to 2146 and encodes 670 amino acids. Gene Ontology annotation, cellular component: peroxisome. The record is from RefSeq and is a predicted model, not a curated record. Gene Ontology annotation, biological process: lipid homeostasis; fatty acid beta-oxidation using acyl-CoA oxidase; very long-chain fatty acid metabolic process. The transcript has 15 exons. NCBI's taxonomy places the organism in Eukaryota, Metazoa, Chordata, Amphibia, Anura, Ranidae.
CAGACACAAGCCUCCUUGAGAUUGGUUCAGACACAGUCAGGCUGAGCGCUCCCAGAAGCCCUUGGGGCAGACCGGUUGCUGUCAUAUGGGAGAAAGGCUGCACACACACAGGAGCGAAGUCUGAUUGGGGACAAUGGCCUGGUGGAAAGUCAGCGCUGCUGGGAAAGAUGUCAAUCCUGACCUGGCCAGUGAGAGGUUGUCCCCCUCCUUCAAUGUGGAGACCCUCACUAACCUCCUGGAUGGAGGGGCAGAGGAGACCCAACGCAGGAGAUCAGUGGUGAUCACCAUUCAGAAGGACCCAGUGUUCAGCCUUGAGAACCUGUACUUCAAGACCCAAUCAGAGAGAUAUGAAGGAGCUGUCCAGAAUAUUUUCCAUCUGAAGAAGAAAGCGAAGACGUUGGGAUGGGAAGACAAUGGACGCGAGAUGGAAUAUGCCCUCAGGACCCUCAGCGGAGAGUACUCGCUUAACAUCCAUGGCGUCUUUAUACGAUCUCUCACUGCGCUGGGUACAGAAGAGCAAAUAGCCAAAUGGCUGCCACUUGCCAACAACUACCAAAUUUUAGGAACCUACGCUCAGACUGAGCUGGGGCAUGGCACUUAUCUUCGAGGUUUAGAAACAACUUCCACCUUUGAUCGCACAACCCAGGAAUUUAUUAUUGACACUCCAACUAUUACAGCAACAAAAUGGUGGCCAGGAGAGUUAGGAAAGACCAGCACUCACGCUCUUGUCCUCGCCCAAUUACGUAGUAAUGGAAAGAACUAUGGCAUGCAUCCUUUCAUUGUUCCCAUCCGAAGUCUGAAGGAUCACUCUCCACUGCCAGGAAUAACCGUUGGUGACAUUGGUCCCAAGAUGGCCUUUCAACAGGUUGACAAUGGAUACCUCAUGAUGAGAAACAUUCGUAUUCCAAAGGAAAACAUGCUAAGCAGAUUCUCUGAGGUUCUGCCCGAUGGCUCCUAUGUGAAACGUGGGUCAGAAAAGAUCAAUUAUUUCACCAUGAUUGCGGUACGGGUUGCAAUGAUCGGUGGUGAGGUUGUGGAAUCCCUGAUGAAAGCAUGUACUAUCUCGUUGAGGUACUCCGCAGUCAGACGUCAAUCAGAGAUGAAACCCGGAGCCCAAGAAGCUAAAAUCCUUGAUUACCAAACCCAGCAACAAAAGCUGUUGCCUCUCCUGGCAACUUGUUAUUCCAUUCAUUUUAUGGCCAAACAGAUGACUGCAUUUUACAACGAGGCCUUCAAAGAGAUUAGGGUGGAGAAUUUUAACUCUUUAGCAGAGCUCCACGCUAUCGCUUCCGGCCUAAAAGCUUUUGCUACAGAGAUUUGCUCCAAUGGUGUGGAGGUGUGCCGCAAAGCCUGCGGGGGUCACGGUUACUCUCUGUUCAGCGGAAUACCAACAAUUUACACCAGGGUUGUAGCUUCAUGUACUUAUGAAGGGGAAAACACCGUCCUACACCUACAAGCUGCAAGGUUUCUGAUUAAGUGUUUUGGUGCUGCCCAAUCAGGAAAGCCAUUACCACGCACUACGUCUUAUCUGUCUACACCGCUCUCCAGUGGAUGCCAAGCAAACACACACUUGGACUUCUUAAAUCCGGAUGUGUAUGUAAAGGCCUAUGAAAGCAGGGCAUACAGGCUUAUCGCAGCUGCAGCAGGUAAACUGCACCAUUUAGUACAGUCUGGAACUGAGCAAUAUGUGGCAUGGAACAGCACCUCCGUAGAGCUUGUGAAGGCCUCAAUAGGCCACAUACACUACUUAAUUGUGAAGACUUUCGCCUCUGCUCUGAGCUCCCUGUCCACUCAACCUGAAAUAAAAACUGUUCUCCAGCGCCUCUGUGAUCUGUACGCUUUGCAUGGAAUAUUCACAAGUGCCGGUGACUUUCUGCAACAUGGCUACUUGUCAGGGAAACAGCUGGACCUGGCCACUACAGCCUACCUUGGCCUCCUAGCAGACCUCAGGAAAGACGCCGUUUUGUUGGUUGACGCUUUCGACUUCACAGAUCAACAACUAAUAUCGGCUCUUGGGACCUAUGAUGGAAAUGUGUAUCACAAUCUGCUUGACUGGGCUCAGAGAAAUCCUGACAACAAAAAGGUGAGCCCAGUGUUUGAGAAAUACCUGAAGCCGUAUUUACAAAGCAACCAAUCCAAAUUAUGAACACCGACUUCUGGAGGACCCGGAUCCAAAGACCUGGCCAUUCAUCUAGUAGACCGUGCCUUAUUUUACAUACAGGUCGGCCACUCCCUGGAAACCACAAGUGCCUGAAAGUGAACCUAAAGAAAUUUCUGAAGAAAAAAAUCUAAUGUUAAUGCUUGUGUAGUACCUGCCAUGACUUGGUAAGGACUUGAUAAAUUAGAAUAAAAAAAUAAAGAUAAUUUUCUAUUUUGCUACAA